Messenger RNA from Solea solea (common sole), 4481 nucleotides. It is a transcript of the gene fbxo11a, whose product is annotated as F-box protein 11a. Gene Ontology annotation, molecular function: protein binding; zinc ion binding. Gene Ontology annotation, biological process: protein ubiquitination; ubiquitin-dependent protein catabolic process; regulation of apoptotic process. Bases 231 to 2963 code for a protein of 910 amino acids. The transcript has 21 exons. Lineage: Eukaryota; Metazoa; Chordata; Actinopteri; Pleuronectiformes; Soleidae. The record is from RefSeq and is a predicted model, not a curated record.
CUGACGGACUGUGCCUCUCUGUAAUGGCUCCUCCUGCUACUGUAGAACGGGACUAGACGUAACACCAGCGCAGGGGAACGGGAACAACACACCGCGUACGUUUUACUGGAGCCGCGGCUAAACAUGGCAGAUCGUAAAAUGACAACAAAAAAGACAUAAACAAUGUGCUCGGUGUCGCCUCUUCUGCUGUGAAGGCUUUAGCAUUUCUUUCAAGAUUAACAACACCCCAAAUGAACUCCGUCAGAGCAAGCAACGUUAGCAGAAGACCUAGGCGAGUGUCGAGGCCGCGCCCGGUGCAGCCGGAGAGGAACCACCAGGAAAGAGAUGAGGACGUUCCUGCAGAUAUGGUUGCAGAAGAAUCCGGUCCAGGAGCUCAGAAUAGUCCCUACCAACUUAGAAGAAAGUCUCUUCCCAAGAGAACAGUGUGUCCGACAAAGACGAACAUGGAGGGUGCUUCCACUUCGACCACAGACAAUUUUGGACACCGACCUAAGCGUCCCAGAGUUUCAGGGAAGUGUCCAGAUUUACCCGCAGCUCCAGCAGAGCAGUAUUUGCAGGAGAAGCUACCAGAUGAGGUGGUGUUAAAGAUCUUCUCGUACCUGUUGGAGCAAGACUUAUGCCGGGCUGCAUGUGUGUGCAAACGCUUCAGUGAACUGGCCAAUGACCCCAUACUUUGGAAGAGGCUGUACAUGGAAGUCUUUGAAUACACACGGCCCAUGAUGCACCCUGAGGCAGGGAAGUUCUAUCAGAUAAACCCAGAAGACUACGAGCAGCCAAACCCUUGGAAGGAAAGUUUUCAGCAGCUGUACAAGGGAGCACACGUUAAACCAGGCUUUGCAGAACACUUCUACAGUAAUCCUGCCAGAUACAAAGGGAGAGAUAACAUGUUUUACUAUGACACCAUUGAGGAUGCUCUCGGUGGAGGUCAGGAGCCUCACUUUGACGGCCUGAUAUUCGUCCACUCUGGUAUUUACACAGAUGAAUGGAUCUACAUCGAGUCACCAAUCACAAUGAUUGGAGCUGCUCCUGGAAAAGUAGCAGAGAAGGUCAUCAUUGAAAACACCAGAGACUCCACGUUUGUAUUCAUGGAAGGCUCAGAAGAUGCUUAUGUUGGAUACAUGACCAUUAGGUUCAACCCCGAUGAUAAAUCCGCCCAACACCACAAUGCACACCACUGCUUGGAGAUUACGGUCAACUGCAGCCCCAUCAUCGAUCACUGCAUCAUACGCAGCACGUGCACAGUGGGGUCAGCUGUGUGUGUUAGUGGCCAGGGUGCUUGUCCCACAAUCAAGCACUGCAACAUCAGCGACUGUGAAAAUGUUGGUCUGUACAUCACUGACCAUGCACAGGGAAUAUAUGAAGACAAUGAGAUUUCAAACAACGCUCUGGCUGGGAUCUGGGUGAAAAACCACGGAAAUCCCAUCAUCAGACGGAAUCACAUCCACCACGGCAGAGACGUGGGUGUUUUCACAUUUGACCACGGCAUGGGUUACUUUGAGAGCUGCAACAUUCAUAGGAACCGUAUAGCUGGAUUCGAGGUGAAGGCGUACGCCAAUCCGACUGUGGUUCGUUGUGAGAUUCAUCACGGUCAGACAGGAGGCAUCUACGUGCAUGAAAAAGGCCGGGGCCAGUUCAUUGAAAACAAGAUCUAUGCAAAUAACUUUGCUGGUGUGUGGAUCACAUCGAACAGUGACCCCACAAUAAGGGGAAAUGCUAUUUUUAAUGGCAAUCAAGGUGGUGUGUAUAUUUUUGGCGAUGGCCGAGGCCUCAUUGAAGGAAACGACAUCUACGGUAAUGCCCUAGCAGGAAUCCAGAUCAGAACAAACAGCUGCCCCAUUGUCAGACACAACAAGAUCCACGACGGCCAGCAUGGCGGGAUAUACGUGCAUGAAAAAGGACAAGGCGUCAUUGAAGAGAACGAGGUGUACAGCAACACACUGGCAGGAGUGUGGGUGACGACAGGCAGCACGCCAGUACUGAGGAGGAACAGGAUACACAGCGGGAAGCAGGUUGGGGUCUACUUCUAUGACAAUGGCCAUGGUGUGCUGGAAGACAAUGACAUCUACAAUCAUAUGUAUUCUGGAGUUCAAAUUAGGACUGGCAGCAAUCCUAAGAUCAGGAGGAACAAGAUCUGGGGAGGCCAGAAUGGAGGCAUUUUGGUUUACAACUCAGGCUUAGGCUUCAUCGAGGACAACGAGAUCUUUGACAAUGCUAUGGCGGGAGUGUGGAUCAAGACGGACAGCAACCCCACUCUGAGGAGAAACAAGAUCCAUGACGGCAGAGAUGGUGGAAUCUGUAUAUUCAAUGGUGGAAGAGGGUUGUUAGAAGAAAAUGACAUCUUCAGAAAUGCCCAAGCAGGAGUCCUCAUUAGCACCAACAGUCAUCCCGUCCUACGAAAAAACAGGAUAUUUGAUGGUUUUGCUGCAGGUAUUGAAAUCACCAACCAUGCCACAGCGACUCUAGAGGGCAAUCAGAUCUUCAACAAUCGCUUUGGGGGAUUGUUUCUCGCAUCUGGUGUCAAUGUUACAAUGAAAGGUACUGUCACAGCAAUUUCUCUUGGCAAAACAAAACAGUCUGAUCCAAAUGUAACUGACUGUAUUAUCUGUGCUUUUGUUUUUCUUUUAGAUAAUAAAAUAAUGAACAAUCAAGAUGCCAUUGAAAAGGCUGUGAGCAGAGGUCAGUGUCUGUACAAGAUUUCAAGUUACACCAGCUACCCAAUGCACGAUUUUUACAGGUGUCACACCUGUAACACAACCGACCGCAACGCCAUCUGUGUGAACUGCAUCAAGAAGUGCCACCAAGGACACGAUGUGGAGUUCAUCAGACACGAUAGAUUCUUCUGUGACUGUGGUGCAGGGACGCUGUCUAAUCCAUGCACGCUAGCCGGAGAGCCAACUCACGACACAGACACACUGUAUGACUCAGCUCCUCCUAUAGAGUCCAAUACACUGCAGCACAACUGAGCAGAAGAGCUGAGUUCCUUUUGUGCUCCAGCGGGAAUGGACAUAAAGACACUUUAAGUUGUGCCGUGGAGGAGGAAAUCCAAACUACAGAUUCACUUUUUUCCCAGAGCAUAUACAGUGGCAUAACAUUUUAAGACUUCAACAUGAAUAUGCUAAAAGAAGACUUUUAGACAAAAAAAAGAGCGGAAAGUCUGGUCGUGGAUGCCUCACAUUUUUUUUUUCCAUCAGUUAUUUUUCAAAAAAUAAGAAAAAGUUGGGACAGAGCAAAAGAGCAGCUGGCUCAGGGUUUGUGGGUGUGUUGGUUCAGUCAAGUGAAACCGAUGAGAAGUGGAGGAAUGAGAUACUGCAGUAAUGUACAGCCCCAUCGCCAACAGACAGUCAGAAGAGGCACAACUUUCUCAUGAAGAGGCAAAGGCCCAAAAUACAAAAAUGCUUCCAUCACUGGGCAUCCGACGUGCCCGUGCGAUACGUACGGGAAAAAUGAUCUAGCACUUCACCUCCUUUUGCCCCCCCAUCCACCCCCACACAACUGUUGAAAUUUGAUUUUAAUGCUUUUUUGUGUAGUUUUGUAUUUUUCAUGCAAAGAUCUUACUGUACUUGAAUGUCUUUAUUUUAUUAAAUGUGUUUAAUUUUUUGUUUAUUAUACCCUAGAAUUGCUGUAAUUACUCAUGUCGCAGUAUCUAACUUCUUUCUAUGAAAGAGAUCGGAGAAAAGAGAGAAAAACACUAUAAACAUUUUUUUUCUCCAGCAACGUUGACUCACAUUUGCAAUACAGUGAAAUAGAUGCUGAAUUGUGCUUUCACAAGACUCGUUAGGGACUGAACAGUUGUUUUUUUUACGUUAAUGUAUGCAUAUGUUCCAUUUCUCAUGCAAUACAAGUUACCAUAAGGUGUGAGAAUGCAACGAGGAGAAAAGGCUGCAGUUGUAUCACAAUUUAUGGAUGUCAUUUUGUAAUUACAAUACACUUUUUAUUGGAUUAAACUGUAACUGCUGGUUUUGUCAAAGGUUUUUAUGUAUUACAUGAUGAUCUGUUGGUUUGUACCCUCGGUGUUACAUUGAUUAGUCGUCACUGAUUUCAGCUCAGUAGAUUUCGAAAUCUACAGGCAAUUUUUUUCCCUGUAUUCGAGUCAACAGACAUGCACAUAUGCUGCUACUUAGUCAUUAUUACACAUAUUUGAGACAUUAUAUGAUUAAGGCUGAGACUAAGUCUUGUGAAAGUACAGAUAUUUACAUUUAUCCCCUCAUUUGUCAAUGUUGCUGGAGAACUUACAGUUUUUACUCUACUGAAGCUGAGACAAGUACCUAUAUACAGCGCUAUAUGGUUUCACCCCCCCAUUCAUGUGUAUUGGUGAUUGUGGGUUCUCAUACAGAUUGAAAUGUAUGCAUGUAUCAUAACAUCUAGACUUAAUAUAUUGUGAAGUAUUCAAUAACCAUUAUGUAGGCGCUAGUGUGCAUUAAAAGGGAUUUCCUAGAUGAAACAUUGUCUUUUUUUAAAAAAUAAACUUUAUUAGAUCGUUA